Messenger RNA from Quercus lobata, 1868 nucleotides. Its product is annotated as protein PELPK1-like. Gene Ontology annotation, cellular component: nucleus. The coding region runs from base 52 to 1629 and encodes 525 amino acids. The record is from RefSeq and is a predicted model, not a curated record. NCBI's taxonomy places the organism in Eukaryota, Viridiplantae, Streptophyta, Magnoliopsida, Fagales, Fagaceae. Gene Ontology annotation, biological process: positive regulation of fat cell differentiation. The transcript has 2 exons.
UUGAAACAACUAGUAGAAGUGCAAAGCCUAAUCUCUUAAGCACUGUUCACUAUGAAGACUAGAUCCUUUUGUCAAGGGGCUCUUCUGGGCUUCUUGGUGGUGUUCUUCUCGUUUGCUGUGAGCUGCUAUGGUGAACCUGGUCAAGACUCUUCAGGGAUUAGUGUAACCACUAAUGGAAAGUCUAACAAUGAAGGGUUCAAAGCAACCAUAGAUCUUGAUAAAGGAAGAUUCAAGAAACCUUUUCCACCGCACAUUCCAAUCUUUAAGAAACCAUCAAUUCCCAUCCUUGCAAAUCCACACCCACCAAAAGUUCCAAUUUUUAAAAAGCCACUUCUACCACCCAUUCCUGCUUUCAAGAAGCCAUUUCUUCCACCAAUUCCAAAUUUUAAGAAGCCACUUCUUCCACCAAUUCCAAUUUUCAAGAAGCCAUUACCACCACAUGGUCCAAUUGUGAAGAAGCCACCACAUGUUCCAAAUUUGAAGAAGCCGCUUCCACCACCAACUCCAAUUUUCAAGAAGCCAUUACCACCAUUAGUUCCAGUUUUCAAGAAGCCACUUCCUCCAACUAUUCCAAGUUUCAAGAAACCAAUACAGCCACCAAUUCCAGUUCUUAAGAAGCCAUUUCCAUCGUUUAAAAAACCGUUUCCAUUUAAUAAGCCAAUUCUUCCACCUAUUCCUAAUUUCAAGAAACCACUUCCAUCAAUUCCAGGUUUUAAGAAACCAAUUCUUCCACCUAUUCCUGAUUUUAAGAAACCACUUCCAUCAAUUCCAGAUUUUAAGAAGCCAAUUCUUCCACCUAUUCCUGAUUUUAAGAAACCACUUCCACCAAUUUCAGGUUUUAAGAAACCACUUUUACCACCAAUUCCAGGUUUUAAGAAGCCGAUUCUUCCACCUAUUCCUGAUUUUAAGAAACCACUUCCAACAAUUCCAGGUUUUAGGAAGCCAAUUCUUCCACCUAUUCCUGAUUUUAAGAAACCACUUCCACAAAUUCCAAGUUUUAAGAAACCACUUCUACCACCAAUUCCAGGUUUUAAGAAGUCGAUUCUUCCACCUAUUCCUAAUUUUAAGAAACCACUUCCAACAAUUCCAGGCUUUAAGAAGCCAAUUCUUCCACCUAUUCCUGAUUUUAAGAAACCAUUUCCACCAAUUCCAAGUUUUAAGAAACCACUUCUACCACCAAUUCCAAGUUUUAAGAAGCCAAUUCUUCCACCUUUUCCUAAUUUUAAGAAACCACUUCCACCUAUUCCAGGUUUUAAGAAACCAAAUCUACCACCAAUUCCAAGUUUUAAGAAGCCAAUUAUUCCACCUAUUCCUGAUUUUACGAAACCACUUCUACCAAUUCCGGGUUUUAAGAAGCCAAUUCUUCCGCAUAUUCCUGAUUUUAGGAAACCAUUUCUACCACCAAUCCCAGGUUUUAAGAAACCAAUUCUUCCACCUCUUCCUAAUUUUAAGAAACCAUUUCUACCACCAAUUCCAGGUUUCAAGGAGCCACUUUUGCCACCUAUUCCAAUUUUUAAGAAACCACUCCCUCUUAUAAAGCCUUUGCCUCAAUUUCCAGGUUUUGGAAAGUCAUUUCCACCAUCCAUUCCAAUUCCCAAAGCAAUAGUCAAGAAGAAACCUAUUCCUUAGAGAAAAAAAAUUAUAGAUAUAUAUUGUAAUAAAGGAAAAUGGUGGUGAUUGUUUUGUACGCGUAUAAGUUAUCGAAAAUGCUAUUGUCAAUGAAAAUGUUCACAAAAAAUUGUACUCCCUCUCACAUUUGAAGUGCAGUGGGACCUAGUUGAUGUGAAGGCUCGUGUAGAGAGAGUGAAAAAGUUUGUGUAUUUUUUUGGUGCAUCCAGCACUGCUCAUAAAUUAAAUAAAUUUGUUAU